Molecule: messenger RNA, 1500 nt
Organism: Cutaneotrichosporon oleaginosum
Lineage: Eukaryota; Fungi; Basidiomycota; Tremellomycetes; Trichosporonales; Trichosporonaceae
Biological process (GO): mitochondrion organization; phospholipid transport
Cellular component (GO): ERMES complex
Molecular function (GO): lipid binding
Source: RefSeq, a predicted model, not a curated record
UCCACCUGGACCUCAGAUCCGCCACCCAAUCUUGCUCCAACCAUGCGCCCACGGGCGUGAACACCAUGUCCGUGGAAAUCGACUGGUCUCUCCUCUCCGAGCCGUCCCCAACGGGUCAGGCGCUCGCCGACGGCCUCAUGGCCGCGCUGAAUGCGCAGCUCAACACGGCCGCCCGCCCAUCCUUCCUUGGGCCCGUGACCGUCUCCUCCUUCGACUUUGGCAAGAUUGGGCCCUCAGUCGAGAUCAAGGACAUCCGGGACGUGUGGCGCGCAUUCGACGAGGGCGACGAGGAGGGCGACGCCGAGAUCGAGGCGCGCGAGCUUGAGGCCGCUCAGCUCGCUGGCGUCGAUUUCGACGAUCCCCUUCGCUCUCCGCCCCCGCCAUAUGCCGCUCACCUCUCCUAUUCCCAUGCUCAUGCUCAUGUCCAUGCACAGGCUUAUCCCCCCUCCCACACGCCACUCCACCACCCGCUUCCAAUCUCUCCCCGUCCCCGAAGAGGUCGGUAUCCGUCGCACGCGAGCGCGCCACAGCGCGCCCCGGCUCUCUCCGGGUUAGGCUCUCCCGACGAUGACGAAGGGGAAAGUGUCUAUUCCGGCGUAGGGAGUCGGUCUGUCGCCAGCGUCGGGUUGGGCGUUGGAGGCCUCGCCAUUCGCCGUCCCUUUGGCUCCCCAAUGCGUGCCUCCCUCCCGCCGAGCCGUGUACACUCGCGCAACGAGUUUGUGGACGAGCGACCAACAACGCAGACGGGAACAGGGCAGGCGCGACGCGACUCGGCUGCCUUGCCCUUCUCUCCGCCCCCGAGCCCGCCAGUGCGUCCCGCAGGUCUUGAAAAUGACCGCUCCGGCUCCAUUCCACCAGUGCAGAUGCACCUUCGAGUCGAGCAUGCCGCCGACCUCAGCCUCACGCUCUUCACCUCCCUUCAGGUCAACUACCCUUCUGCGCUAUUCAUGAGUCUCCCGCUCAAGCUCGUCAUCACAGGCCUUACCCUCGCAGCCGACGUUGUCAUUGCAUACUCGUCAAGAAAGAAUCGCGUGCACAUCACUAUCGUGGACACUGGCGACGAUGGCACUACCCCUGAGAAGCACGACCACAAUGCCCCGUACGCCUACGGCCACCAUCAGCCCGUCACGCCGGGCCAGCGCAUCCUCCCCCAUCUGCACAUCGAGAGCGAAAUAGGGCAUGCAGAUGCCCAUGUCCUCCGCAAUGUCGGCAAGGUUGAGCGCUUCAUCGUCGACGUAGUUCGCAAGACGCUCGUGGACGAGCUCGUGUUCCCAAACUUCCACACCAUCGCCCUGCCAUAACCCGACUUGCCCCGCGCGUGCCCGAGGAAGCACUCGCGCAGGUACUCAUGCACACGGGUAUACUGGGCUGCUUCGCGCCUGUCAAGACGACCUAGGAGCAAUGCUCGGCGCAUAGCAGCAAGAAUCUCUCCACAUCAUUACUCUUGUUGGCACAGAUGACACAUCGUAUGCAUUAGGAUACAACAAUGUUACACAAAGU